UAAAUUAAAUUGAAGAGAAUAAAUACCCACCGCAAAUAUAUCAUUUUAAAUAAAUUGAAUUAAAAUUUCAAUCAAGUGUUUUUUUGUUUUCUUUUAUGUAUCCUGACGACAUGUAUAGAAAUAACGUGGAGAAUAAUAAUGAAAACUUUGGAACAUUUUAUGGGAUGAAUUGUCGUCAAGAACAGUACUUGGAAGACACAAGUACAAUUAAAGAAGAAGAUGAAAUUUCCAGAUCUCUUAAAAUGUUUGCCAUGUUAACAGCUUACAAAACUGAGCCGACGCAAUCAAACUAUCAGGUUGAUGCAGUCAUGCAAGAGUUUGCUUGUAACGGUUUUAGUUGUGAUGAGCUAAGAUAUCAACGUUGUAAUAACAAUGAAACAACCAAUUACCCUGAUGGAGUACGAAAUAAUCUAUGGAAACCGAAAACUACAAAUAUCGCAGAAUACAAUAGAAAACAACCAAAAAAAAGAUACAAUAAUAAUAUUAAAAGUGGAAGAUAUUCUCCAGUAAGACAUUGUGUUUUCUGUGAAAACAACAAUCAACCACAUGCUGUUGUCAAGAGCCAUAAUGUCCGUGACAUACACGACAAGGUAUUGUGUCCAAAACUUCGAACUUACAUCUGUCCGAUCUGCAAAGCGACUGGUGAUAACGCACAUACGGUUAAAUACUGUCCACAAAAGCCAAUUAUCACAAUGGAAGACGCCAUCAAAGCAGAAUCAUUUCGCCUUUCUAAGAGUAGCUAUUUCAAGCACCACAUGAAGGCUUAAUAAAAACGAGACAAAAUACAUAUUAAAGCGCUGGAAGCGCAUUCGUAUUUAAAGUAUUCAAUAGAGUACGCUCAUAAAAGCGUAUCAUUUCAAAGUGAAUUUUAAUUGACUUUACUUUUUUUUUGUUUUUGUAUAACUUUUAUUUUGUUAUUUUUACAAUUAAACGAAAAAGAAGCGUUGAACGCUUUUCGUUAAAUUUUUUUAUGUUAUUUCUUAAAUAUUUUUUUUUCGAUUUUUUGAAUUAAUUUCUUUUUUAAUUUAAUUUUAUUAUCAAUUUCGAAAAGUAAUUAAGCUCUACUACAUAAAAUAUAGUGUUUUUCCAAUUUUUACAAUCAUGACUAUCUAAAAUAGAUUUGAAUAAUAUUUAUGUAACCAAAUCUUAAUUACAAACAAUAUCGUUUUAUAAAAUCAAUCGUGUAAAAUCAGUUUCCUUUCGGAACUUCCAAUGUAAUUUUAACAUUAUUAUAAAAUUAAUUCGGAAUAAUUAUAGUUUAAGAUAAAUAAUAUUUUUUAUUAAUACAACCGAUAAUGUGUACUGUUGAAUCAUCAAGUUAAUAAAUGUGUUUUUACACAACACGGCUUAUAUAGCUAAAAUAAAA
Episyrphus balteatus (marmalade hoverfly) is the source of this 1366-nucleotide messenger RNA. RefSeq lists its product as uncharacterized. Gene Ontology annotation, biological process: oogenesis; negative regulation of translation. Gene Ontology annotation, molecular function: mRNA binding; zinc ion binding. The record is from RefSeq and is a predicted model, not a curated record. The transcript is spliced from 4 exons. Gene Ontology annotation, cellular component: perinuclear region of cytoplasm. Bases 96 to 767 code for a protein of 223 amino acids. NCBI's taxonomy places the organism in Eukaryota, Metazoa, Arthropoda, Insecta, Diptera, Syrphidae.